This is a messenger RNA of Dunckerocampus dactyliophorus (ringed pipefish), 3308 nucleotides long. It is a transcript of the gene syt5a, whose product is annotated as synaptotagmin Va. The transcript is spliced from 10 exons. Gene Ontology annotation, biological process: cellular response to calcium ion; regulation of dopamine secretion; regulation of calcium ion-dependent exocytosis. Lineage: Eukaryota; Metazoa; Chordata; Actinopteri; Syngnathiformes; Syngnathidae. Gene Ontology annotation, cellular component: dense core granule; axon; synaptic vesicle membrane. Bases 172 to 1407 code for a protein of 411 amino acids. Gene Ontology annotation, molecular function: clathrin binding; calcium-dependent phospholipid binding; calcium ion binding. The record is from RefSeq and is a predicted model, not a curated record.
UAAGUAAGUAGUUGGCAGAGAGGGAUAACGAGGAGAUUAACGAAGGAGGGGGGAAGGGAGGGAUCCUUGUAUUCAGUCAGCACUGAUGGUGGAUUGCACUGCAAUACGUUCGGAUGCGUAAUAUUACUAAUAAAAGAUAAAGCACCGAGGACUGACGCCAACUCAGCAACGAUGCGAUUGAUCAGCGUGUCGUGGGCGCGGCCCCGCAGGGCCGUGGAGGAGGAAGACAAGGAGCCCCCACCACCCCCGCCCCCCUCACACCACUCCAACCACCAAUUUGCCAGCAUGAAGAAUAAGUUCUUCAACGAGCUCACACACUUGCCCAACCAUAAACUCGGGAUGCCCAUGUGGGCAGUGGGUGCCAUCGUGGUGGUGGUCCUUGCCCUCGUGGCCUGCAUGGCCUUCUGCAUCUACAAGAAGUGCUUCAACAAGGGCAAGAAGCCCAAGAAGGUCAGAGAGAGGAAGGGCGGGCGAGGACGAAGGAAGAAGGAAACCGAAGGAGAGGAUGGAGAGGAGAAGAAGGAAGGAGAGGAAGGCAAACAAGAGGAGGAGAAAGAGUACUUUGGCAAACUGGAGUACACGCUGGACUACAACUUCACUGACAACCAGCUGAUAGUCGGCAUCCUGCAGGCUCAGGACCUGGCCGCCAUGGACAUGGGCGGGACUUCAGACCCUUACGUUAAAGUCUACAUGCUGCCAGACAAGAAGAAAAAGUUUGAAACCAAAGUCCAGCGCAAGAACCUCUGUCCUGUUUUCAAUGAGACCUUUAUCUUUAAGAUACCCUACACGGAGUUGGGCGGUCAGACUCUGGUGCUUCAGGUUUUUGACUUUGACCGCUUCGGCAAACACGACGUCAUCGGUGAGAUCAAGAUUCCCAUGAACACGGUGGACCUCGGACAGCCCAUCCACGAGUGGAAGGAUCUGAUUGGAGGAGAGAAAGAGGAGCAAGAGAAACUUGGGGAUAUCUGCAUUUCCCUUCGCUACGUCCCCACGGCUGGCAAGCUCACGGUUAACAUCAUGGAGGCCAAGAAUUUGAAGAAGAUGGAUGUUGGAGGACUGUCAGAUCCCUUUGUCAAAGUGGUGCUGCAGCACAACGGGAAACGACUGAAGAAGAAGAAGACGUCUGUGAAACAAAACACUCUGAAUCCAUACUUCAAUGAGAGCUUUAGCUUUGAGAUCCCCUUCUCCCAGAUCCAGAAAGUCCAGGUGCUCAUCACCGUGUACGAUUACGACAAACUGGGAAGUAACGACCCCAUCGGCAAGUGCUGGAUCGGCUACGGCGCCUCAGGCGUCGGACUGCGCCACUGGUCCGACAUGCUGGCCAAUCCGCGGCGUCCGGUGGCUCAGUGGCACACCCUGCAGCCAGAGGAGGAGGUCGAUGCUGCUCUGAAGGCACCCAUUCGCUAAACACACACACUGUACAUGGAGUCAUUGUCUACCAUUCCACAGUAUAUACAACUCUUUGAAGGGAUCGUCGUUGGUCGCUCUAUAAAGUGUUUGAGAGAAAAAGCACAUUUUACAGUCGUCCACAUACUCAAUACUGUACAUGCUGCUCAUUCUUUUUGUGUAAUAAAUGUCUCAGGGUGGACAUGUCUUACAUCAGUUUAGUAUGGUGAAAUAUAUUUGAAGAAUAUGCUACAGUAUGUUUAGAAUAAAUGCAACUAUCACUUUAUACCUUGAUUGUAAGUCUCCCAUAUUGUACAAACUGUACACAUUUAAUUCUAGGAAAUUUGGGACCACGUGACAAUGAUUACUUGGCUUUGAAUGCUUAAUGCAGGGGUGUCCAAACUUUAUCCCUCCAGGGCCAGAUUAGGAAAAAUUGUUAUUAUUUAACACACAAGUGGCUCAAGACACGAACAUAUUGGACUGGACAGGUGUGUCCUAUGAUGUUGCUUAUUCAAUCAAUACAUCGCACUGAAUUUCUACGCUCAGUUUCAGAUUGGGUAGGAUUUUAGAAGCUCGUUUAGAGGUGAAAACAACAUGAAAACCAAAGAGCUGUUUGUGGGUGGAAAACAAGCAAUUGUGAAUCGGCGAGAAGGUGUGAAAUCACUCAGAACCAUUGCACAAUCAUUGGUCGUAGCCACUGCAACCUUUUGGAAUGUCCUGAAGAAGAAAGAAACCAUGGGUGUAUUAAGUAAGAGAUGUGAAACAGGUAGACCAAGGGGGCCACAAAUGGCCUCCGGGUCGAACUUGGGACACCCCUGCAUGAAAAUAUGCGAGGCAAAGUUAACAUUGUUCAUAGUGAGUUUGUAUUGUUAUGACUUCCUACAUGUUUCACCCUGUUUCUUUAUGUCUUGACUAGGGAUGCUCCGAUCAGGGUUUUAUCCUGCCAAUUCUGAUACCGAUCAUCGGCCGAUACCGAUCACAUGGAUUCAUUCUACAUUUUUCAAUUUAUUUCUGAUGAGUGCUGUUGGUGCCGUUUAAAGGGGACAAGUCAGGACAUUUGCACGGGACCCAAUAAAUAGGUAGUUACAAAGAAAAUGAGUCAUUAAUUGAUAAGGGGGUGAUUUUUUUGUGAUUGAAUGAUUUUUGCAUGGGACCCAGAAUUCCUGGCUGCACCCCCGCUACUGGCUAUAUGAGAUGAAAAAAGGAACCAUAAAAUCACCUUAAUUCAGAAAAAACAUAUUUGACUUACGUUUUGAACAUACAGUAUAUCACUCUGAAACUUGCAGAGGAUGAGACGCCUUCUUUAAGGAGACUUUGGCGAACGCUGUGUGAAAGGCUGCUCUCCUCCGAUGAAUUCAAUGCUUUUUUGGGGUUAUUAGCUUAGCCGUCUGACUAUCACACACAUACGGGAGAGUGUUAGCCACAUGGCUGCGUUAGCUGCCGUGAACGUGAGCCUCCAAAAGUCGACAUACUCCGUCAGGUGUAAAUGCCGUAUCAAACCUUUUGAACAUGCUAACUCCACCUAGUAUUUUUGGUGGCAUGUGUUAUCAGUUAGGUUCCACACGGCAUGAUUGUUUUUGUUUUGACAACACUGCCAAAGACGUUAGUGAGGUUAAGACACUACACUGCACGAAAGGGUCGCUGCGGCCUGCAAUAGUGCUAGCCACGGGUGACCGGCUUUUUGCUUGCGUUUUACCAGCAUAUGCCAAUCACGCAAUUUUUUGCGGAAAACGGCCGAUACUGACCGGUGGCUGAUCGAUCGGAGCAUCUCUACUUUCUUCAUGUAAAAUAGUGUUUAGUUACAUAUUUGUAUUGAUUCAUUCUGUUUGAAUAUGAACGACGAACAUGCGAUUGUGUGUGAUACGUUGUCAAUGUAUAUAAAAAAAUAUUAAUAAAUUGAAUAUUUCACAAUAACCAAGUGA